Messenger RNA from Cololabis saira (Pacific saury), 2134 nucleotides. It is a transcript of the gene msantd2, whose product is annotated as myb/SANT-like DNA-binding domain-containing protein 2. The transcript has 4 exons. The coding region runs from base 9 to 1655 and encodes 548 amino acids. NCBI's taxonomy places the organism in Eukaryota, Metazoa, Chordata, Actinopteri, Beloniformes, Belonidae. The record is from RefSeq and is a predicted model, not a curated record.
GAGGCAACAUGGCGGCGCCCAGUAACGCAGAGCACUCUCCAGAGAUAGCGACGCCGCUGAAGAUCCCCAAAACGGAGGCUCCGUCCCCCGAGUCGGAGGACUUCAGCGACAGCAACCAGUACCACUCCGGCCCCUCCACACCGAACCGCUUCUCGCCCCUGAACGUGGGCUCCGCGGGCUCGGCGGGCUCCGGCGGCGCCGCGGGCCGGCCGGUGGCCUCGUCCUCCGGCAGCUUCCCCGCCUGCCGCGGCAUGUCGUGGACGCCGUCCGAGACCAACGCCCUGAUCGCGGUGUGGGGCAACGAGCGGCUGGCGGAGGCGCGCAUGCAGCAGCUGGAGGUGGCGGGGACCGUGUUCUCCGGGAAGGCGCCCGGCCCCGCCAUGUACGAGCGGGUGUCCCGAGCCCUGGCCGAGCUGGGCUACGAGAGGACGCCGUCGCAGUGCCGGGAGAGGAUGAAGACACUGAGGCGCUGCUACAGCCGCGUGAAGGAACACGGCAUCGGUAAGAGGAAGAGCAGCUACACCAUCGAGCAGCUGGAGAAGGUGUUCGGUCAGGGAGGCUGGGACUCGCAGAGCUGCGCCCCGGUUCUGAUCAACAGCAGCGGACUCUACCAGGACAUGGAGUCAGACAGCAGCACCAUGGAGGACUUCUCCCAGGAGGACUGGUGCAACCAGGUCCUGGACUCGGCCUUCCAAGACAUGGACACUGAAGAAAUCCAGGUGCCUAAAAACCGAGCGCUUCAGAUUCAAGCGGAGGUGUCCGAACAGACCCAAAAAAAGGAUGCGAUGCAGACGGUGAUCCGCAUCCUGGAGUCUGUGCAGCUGAAGUGGGAACACUUCCAGACGUGGACUGAGUUCUCUCGGCUGCACCUUUCCAACAAGUUGGCCAUCUUUGGAGUGGGCUUCAACACGCGGUGGCGCGAGGACGUGCGGUACCACUACGCUGAGAUCAGCUCCCAGGUACCGCUGGGGAAGCGGCUCAGAGAGUACUUCAACCCGGAGAAGCCGGAAGGCCGGGUCAUCAUGACCAAAGUCCAGAAGAUGAACUGGAAGAAUGUUUACUACAAGUUCCUGGACAUCACCAUCAGCGAGGCGCGCUGCCUGGAGCUGCACAUGGACGUGGACUGGGUUCCCGUCUCCCUGUCCAGAGCCACAGGCAGCAAGGCCACCUCCCACUACCUCCUUCCUGGGGACAUCCCCAAGACUUACGGACUGUACGCGGUUGGCUACGAGGCGUUGUCGGCCUGCAACGCCGAGAGCGAGGACUUCCCUCAGUGUAAAACAGAAAACGGCGCGGGGACACCUGCUGACGGAGCAGGAGCCGGGCAGGGGGACUGGACCGGGACCAGAGUCACCUACUGCUACCUGGGCAUAGCCGAGGACAGGACCAUUCAGCAGUGUUUGCUCCAGGACUUUCAGGGUUACGGGAAACACUACGUUCCCAGAGAGACCUCCAGCGUGACCCGUUUCCUGCAGAAGAACUGUGCCAGCGCCGGGUCGAGUCAGGGUGGCGAGGGGGAAGACUGGCCGCAGUGUUUGGCCAUUUACAUUAAGUUCAUUGAGGUGGAGCUGGACUUCCUGUCGGCAGGCUCCCUGGUGGAGUGCCUCGAAACGGCUGUAGGUUAUUCCUUAAAACACAACCACCAAGACACUUAACCAGCACUGUGUGUUUCAGAUUUCACUUAACUAAAGAUGCGACUCAAAUCAGAAAAGACUGGGAACCAGUAACCAGGCGGUGAUUCUUAGGUUCCCGGUAACCUUUGUGUCUUCGGAGACGGUAUGAACCCAAGAUAUUUCAUGUUGUUUCUCAUUAACUUUAUUUUACGUUAAAUUCAUCAAUUUUUUACAUUUCAGACUAGCAACAUAUUCCACAGCAACUUUUUUUCACUUUAAAAACUUAAAAGCUGUUGCGUCACAGAAGAUGCCAGCGAUGAAGAGCUGCAGGUGUUAGUUUGUAGCUUCUGAACACAGAGCACAUUUCCAUCCAUUCCUUAACAUUUAAAACUGGAAAUUGAACGUACACAUAAUUGGAAACAUCAAUUUUGCAACAACUAUGUCUUUUUUUUCUAUUUGAAACAAGUAUCUCACAAAACAGUUCUCAUCACCGUGAAAUCAUGGACUACGACUGCCAUAAA